Leptidea sinapis is the source of this 1924-nucleotide messenger RNA. RefSeq lists its product as uncharacterized. Gene Ontology annotation, biological process: RNA polymerase II preinitiation complex assembly; transcription initiation at RNA polymerase II promoter. Bases 234 to 1856 code for a protein of 540 amino acids. The record is from RefSeq and is a predicted model, not a curated record. Lineage: Eukaryota; Metazoa; Arthropoda; Insecta; Lepidoptera; Pieridae. Gene Ontology annotation, molecular function: transcription coactivator activity; protein heterodimerization activity; RNA polymerase II general transcription initiation factor activity. The transcript has 9 exons. Gene Ontology annotation, cellular component: transcription factor TFIID complex; SLIK (SAGA-like) complex; SAGA complex.
AAUUAGAUUUAGAUUUUAGAACACUAUUUAAUAUUUAUUUUUAUUACUCUUACGAAUUGUACGUACCUCCCAAAAAUUGUUAGAUGUUUUGAAUUAUGUUUGAAUUUUAAAAUUAUAAUGUGUUUUAUACAUAGUAAAUAUAAGUGAAAAAAUAUAAGUUAAUAUGGUGAUUUCAAAUUAUUAGUCUUUUCAUGCAAACGGAGUUUUUUCUAUCAGCACUUAAAUAAAAUAAUAUGUCGACGUUAAGCAGCUCCAAGAACCAUUCCAAAAAAGUAAUAAAUAGUAGUCGUGAACGUGAUAAAAUUAAACCUAUAACUUCAGAAUCUGGUGGUUCGAGUCAAUGCGAUACUCCACCUCUCACUGAGAAGGAUGGCAGCUCAACUCAAGGAAAAUUUGCGGGUAUUGGGCCAGACUCUAUUAUUUGUAUGGGUGAACAAAUUGGAGCAGAGAUGAGUGCUGAAGCAGCAACCAACCUGGCUGAAGAUGUUAGCUACAAGUUGAGACAGACUAUUAGUGCUAUAUCAUUGCACAGUGAAUUGAUGAAAAAGUCUGUGUUGGAUAGUUGGGAUGUGAACACUCUCCUCAUGCUGACCGACACCAGCCCGAUUAUUGGCACUUCUUCUACUCAAUAUACAACAAUAACCUCGGGAGAUGAAAAACUAUGUGUUGAAACAGAAACUCUAGUAAAUAUAACAGAUAAGGCAUUAAAAAGUCAGAGCUAUGUGUUUUCAUCUGUGCCAACAAUGACAGUUGAAUGGAUAAUGGAUGAGAGAAGUUUAAGCGGCAGUAGUAACAUUGGUUCUAAUUUACAAAACUACUAUACAAAAGUGGCUAGAGCAAUUUUAAAUCUUAAGAAGAAACCGAAGCAGAUAGCAGUUCAAGAUCUGACAACGAAUACUCGAAUAGGCCCCAUAUUCCCAAACUUGUUCAACCUGGCUGUGCUAGUAUUAAACGAUGAUAAUUUGAACGCGCUGAAUGUUCCCGCCAAGAAGCCGCUUCAAUCGAAUGUUCUGGAUAUGGUUGACGCGUUGUGUUCUAACCCUUGCAGCAUGGACACUAAUAUUCAACAGCAGUUUCAGAGAUUGUUUCCCGUCAUGGUCUCAAAUAUAUUAGGCAAUGGAUCACUGGCAGAGAAAAUGGUUGCAAUAUUAACGAAAAUAACAAGGACUUGGCCAUCAUUCAUUAUUAUAGGUAAAGGUAUUCUUUUCGACUACCUCUCGCAAGGUACGAAGGACCGUCUCACGGCACCCAUGAUCCGCUGUGUGAUGGCCCUGGGUCGCGGCGCGCUGAUCGAAUGCCUAGGUGAUCACUUGGAGCACCUGGAUAAUAGUAUACACGCACCUCGGAGGAAUCAUAGACAAUGCGACCUGAGAGAGACAAUGCUGGACGUUUCAACAUGUCUUUUGAGAUCGGAGCUUACAACAUAUCUGGAAGAUUUCGUUACAACAGACUACACAUUAUAUGAAAUGCUCGGAGACUCAAUAUUACCCAGGAGAACUUUGUUCCCUUACCUAGAAAAUCAACAAAGUGAGAGUGAAAAAAGUGAAAAGUGUGAUGAAGACUUGUAUAUGCCCCUCCGGACGUUAUGUCGGGCAAAAGUCAAAGUGAUACCUCCAAAUGUCAGAAAAAAGUUGCAGCAUGACGUGUUUGAAGUGUCUAACUAUAGGAGAAGAAGUAUUGUUAUAAAAAUAAAAAACUGUAGAAGUUUGAAUAUAUUGAAGCCGAACAGAACAGUGUUUAGUGGAUCUGUGUCCGAUGUUAAAGGUGUUUUGAUCGCUAGUGGUCUGUUAAAUAGGUUUAAAUAUAAUGUCAAACAAGAUAUCACGUUCCCAGUAUUUGGAGCAUUGUCUCUGUGAAUAUUAAUUUAGAAUUGAACUCAUGACAAGUCGAAUUCUCUUUAAUUAUAAAUGUUAUUUAUUCUUGU